AUGUUGAAACUUCGUGAAUUAAAAGAAAGAAAGAAACGAGAAACUCAAUUCUUAGAGAAGACAGGAGGCGCAACAACAGGGGAGCCAAAUCUCAUUUCAUUGUCACCAGGGAGGAUAAGAUUACAAAAUGAUUUAGAUCAUCUUAAUCUCCCCCCACAAUGUACAUUAGAACUUCAAUCUUCAUUAUCAGACAUGAACGAGCAACCUUUGAUUACACUCUGCAUUUCACCUCGAGAAGGACCAUAUUUGGGGGGUGCAUUUAAGUUUAAUUUAAAAUUCAAUGAGAUGUACCCUAUCGAACCUCCAUCUGCAAUAUGUUUGAAUAAAAUCUUUCAUCCUAACAUCGAUUUGAAUGGCAAGAUAUGUUUGAAUAUCCUGAGGGAGGACUGGUCACCUGCCUUGGACCUAACCAGCAUUGUCAUUGGUCUUUUAUAUUUAUUCUUGGAUUUCACCUCUACAGAUCCAUUGAAUCAACAAGCUGCCGAAGUGUUAGCAAAUGACAGGAACAGAUUUUGUGAAUUAGUUCAACGAGCAAUGCUUGGAAGUGAAAUUAAUAAUGUUAGAUAUGAUAGAGUAGUUUAA
Tetrapisispora phaffii CBS 4417 is the source of this 582-nucleotide messenger RNA. It is a transcript of the gene UBC12, whose product is annotated as NEDD8-conjugating protein UBC12. The transcript has 2 exons. Lineage: Eukaryota; Fungi; Ascomycota; Saccharomycetes; Saccharomycetales; Saccharomycetaceae. Gene Ontology annotation, biological process: protein neddylation. The record is from RefSeq and is a predicted model, not a curated record. Gene Ontology annotation, molecular function: NEDD8 transferase activity. Gene Ontology annotation, cellular component: nucleus. Bases 1 to 582 code for a protein of 193 amino acids.